AUGUCUCUGCAGCUGCUAAUGGAGAUAUGGCUUUAUUGAGUUUCCUGUCCGCUAGUAAUUUAGGAUUGCUGCUAAUCUAUUACAAUGGCAGCUAUGGUACUGUCUGUGAUGAUGAAUUCUCAAUGAAUGAAGUUCAAGUGUUGUGUACUGAACAAGGAUUCAGCUCUGAUAAUGGAAUUGCAGUUUCGAGUGAGAAAUUUGUUUUCAUUCAAGAUGAAUUCCAAGUCUAUCUUGAUACCGUCCGUUGCCGUAGCUACAUAGACACAACCAUUGGUCGCUGCCUAAACGACGGGUUUCAUUCAACAAACUGUGACACAAUUGAAUCAGUUGGAAUCAUAUGCCAAGUUCAAGGUAGUUCCUGUAAGAAUGGUGACAUUAGGUUAAUGGGCGGGACAAGAGCAGCUGGUCGCGUGGAGUUGUGUAUUGGAGGACAAUGGGGGACCAUCUGUAAUAAAGGAUGGAAUGAUAAGUCCGCUAAUAGAGUCUGUAACCAGCUGGAGUAUAAGAAAGGAAUACCCUCACUUGCUGGUCAGUUUCCAGCUGGUAUUGGUCCUAUCUGGGGUUCUGAGAUUAACUGUACUACACUAGCGUCACUCCUAGGCAGGAUCUUGACCCACCUGGUCUUCUUGACUGCUUGUGGCCGCUACCAAUAGGAUCAACUCCUAACUGUACCCAUUCUAAUGACGCUGGGGUAAUAUGUACUAACGAUACAUCAGCCCCUCCCAUUGACACCAGGUGCAUUGAUAAGAGUGAGAGGUUGUUCCUCUUCAAUGGUACUAACCCGUCAAGUGGUCGUAUCGGUAUCUGUGGAUCGGACGGGCAGCUGCACAAUAUCUGUGACUUCAUGUUCAGUGAUCAGGCAGCUACUGUGAUCUGUAGGGAAUUGGGACUGAAAACACCAGGAUUCGUCUGUUGGGUAUAGUUACAAAGAAGGAUAUGUUACGUCAUGUUUCAUCAAUGGAGAAGAAUCCUUACUCCAUACAGUAUCAUUAACAUUGUUAUACAUAUACUUUACAUGUAUAUAUAUAUUUAUUAUAAAUAAAAGAAUAGUGUGUAUAUCUUCUCUCAGUGUA
Molecule: messenger RNA, 1073 nt
Organism: Amphimedon queenslandica
Lineage: Eukaryota; Metazoa; Porifera; Demospongiae; Haplosclerida; Niphatidae
Product: neurotrypsin-like
Exons: 6
Coding region: 27-653 (208 amino acids)
Cellular component (GO): membrane
Source: RefSeq, a predicted model, not a curated record